Molecule: messenger RNA, 1977 nt
Organism: Metarhizium album ARSEF 1941
Lineage: Eukaryota; Fungi; Ascomycota; Sordariomycetes; Hypocreales; Clavicipitaceae
Product: Tetratricopeptide-like helical
Exons: 6
Coding region: 1-1977 (658 amino acids)
Molecular function (GO): Hsp90 protein binding
Source: RefSeq, a predicted model, not a curated record
AUGUCGUCGUCCCGUGAUGUCGAAGGAGAGACUGCUCUCGCUGAGAUGGUUGACUCUGGUCGCCAGGCUUAUGAGGCUCAGCAAUACAAACGGGCUCUGGAACAAUUCACACGAGCGAUGAAAUAUUGUCCUUGCGCCAGAGGCGUUAAACGUGAGAGAUGUAUAUGCAAGAACUUUGAAAGGGUCGCUUCCGAAGAGGGGUCUAUUUUCAAGGAAGCCAUGUACAACUGCAAAUGCGAAAUCGGCAGAACUUUCAACAAGUGCGACAAUAGGAACCACAUCCAGGCCUUGGACUACCGUGCUGCCACAUUUGAAGCCUUGGGCAAACUGGAUCGUGCUAGGAAGGAUGCGGAAUGGAUGUUGGAGCUGGCACCAAGACUUCCAGAUACUGCAAAGGGAUAUCUUCGUCUGGGCAAAGUAGCGCGAUUGCAAAAGAACCAUGAAUUCGCCUGGAAGAUUUACAAUGCCGGCAUCGACGUCAACAAAGAUACAAAUGUGGCGUCAUCGCCAAAGUUGCAGGUAUACAUACCCGGACAAGCCCGCGCUCGCGGACGGCAUGUAAAGCUAACGCAUUUUUCUAAAAAGGAUCCCCUGCGACUUCCCACGGAGAUUGUGAUGCUCAUAUUCUCAUACUUGGAAUUUGCCGAGUUGCCGGGCAUGAAGCGUGCACCGCGAUACGACGCUCUGAAGAAGAUGUUGUCUUGGGCAGGCAAGGGCGGAGCAAGGAAGAUUGUCAUCCCGCUGCCGAAAGCAUUUCUGCUAAACCAACAAAAGUUGAUGCUUCUGUUGAGAGCAUCCACGAGACUAGAACAUUUGGAAAUUGGCCCCCAGUUCGAUAUUCUGAUGUUCCCACCCAACGAGAAUGUCUGGACAAAGCUACGGCAUAUUUCCAUCAACGGCACUGGUGAUCCCGCUAAACCAGCUUGGAGUACACCCGUCAUUCCAAUAGGCGGAUUUCCUCUGGCAUUUCUGAACAACGCCGCAGCUUCGCUGGAGCAUCUUGUUCUCACCGGAAUACCAGAGCAAUGGUAUAUGACGCAGUCUGUGCCAUUUCUCCCCAACCUAAAGACUUUGCGGAUGAGCAACAUUUCUACGUUACGCCAGUCAUUCCCUAUUUUCUUUCUCUCUGACGCAUUCCCUCGGCUUGAACAACUCUGGAUCGGCCCCAACAUUCCGAACCUUGACUCAAAAUCCCUCUUCAGCUGGCGAGAAAAAUGGCAUACAAUGUGGAACAACCUCAAAGUCCUCAUAUUCGAAGAAUCGUCCGUUGUCGGGCCCAUAUCCCAAGUCGAAAAUUCGCUCCUGACACUGCGUCUCCUGACAUGCCUGAACCACGGCAACUCUCUACGACACAUCCGCUUCGACAUCCCUUCAGAAAACGAGGAUAGACAUGGCAGGCAUCGCGUAUUCAGUAACAGUCGAACGUUAUACGGUGAUAUUGAUAUACCUCAGUAUCCCGAAUUUCGAAACCUGCACUCACUCGCCACCAAGUCCUUGUGCAUCUCACCGGAGAUCCUGAGAAUCGUGUUUUCUGAUGCCUUGAGCAUGGGAAAACUAAAUUCAUUCGACAUUGUAUUUCCCACAGAAUCAUUGAACGAUCGCGUUGGAGAAAGAAGCAUUGCUCACCUCAAGGGAUACGAAUGGCUCCGCGGCGCGGCAUCCAUCACGUCCAUGGGCUGCUAUAGGUUCCGAUUCAGAUUAUAUCCUCGAAACGAUGAUGACCUACCCCUGCCUCAUUUUCUGGCAAGCUUUCCAAAUUUGGAAACGCUCAGUAUUUUCUCGGAGCAUUAUGAGGAGGCGGAAUUCGCUCUGGUUGUGGCAGCCAUUUUGAAGGUGACGACAGUAAAGAAAAUCUAUACAACGUCGGUCAAGGGUGCGGUUAUGGAUCAGUUGAGGACAUUUUCAGAGAGCCAAGGCGUCAAUUUGAUAUGGGGGCAUCAGCCACGAGCAUGGCCAGUGUCGUUGGACGAAUCUUGA